Messenger RNA from Plectropomus leopardus (leopard coralgrouper), 1257 nucleotides. RefSeq names its product dexamethasone-induced Ras-related protein 1-like. Gene Ontology annotation, molecular function: GTPase activity; GTP binding; G-protein beta-subunit binding. The record is from RefSeq and is a predicted model, not a curated record. Gene Ontology annotation, biological process: signal transduction. NCBI's taxonomy places the organism in Eukaryota, Metazoa, Chordata, Actinopteri, Perciformes, Serranidae.
CCCCUGCCUGCUCUCCUCCGGCUUCAGAGACACAGCGAGGUUAGACACCUCACAUCACAGAAAGGACUUGAAGCCAUCUCUCGCCACAGCACAGUCUACCUCCGGGUGCAACUGCUGCAAGCAUGAUUAAGAAAAUGACACCAUCCGAGAAUGAGUUCGACAUUCCGGCCAAGAAUUGCCACAGGAUGGUGAUUCUGGGCUCCACUAAAGUUGGGAAGACAGCCAUCAUCUCUCGGUUUCUGAACGAGAGAGUCGACGACCAAUACACACCCACUAUUGAGGACUUCCAUAGGAAACUCUACAGCAUCAGGGGGGACGUUUACCAGCUGGACAUUUUGGACACAUCUGGAAAUCAUCCCUUCCCUGCAAUGAGGAGGCUUUCAAUUCUUACCGGUGAUAUGUUCAUCUUGGUAUUCAGCCUGGACAACAGAGACUCCUUCCAGGAGGUGCAGCGCCUGAAGCGUCAAAUUUACGAGACCAAGUCCUGCCUGCGAAACAAAACCAAGGAGAACGGGAACAUCCCGCUGGUCAUCUGCGGCAACAAGUGUGACAGAGACUUUUACCGCGAGGUGCAGGAGGAGGAGAUCGAGCAGCUAGUUGGUGGAGAGGAGCACUGCGCUUACUUUGAAAUCUCAGCAAAGAAAAACACCAACGUGGACCAAAUGUUUCAGACUCUCUUUACCAUGGCCAAGCUGCCCGACGAAAUGAGCCCCGACCGGCACUGCAAAGUCUCCCUGCAGUACUGCGAGGUUCUUCACAGAAAGUCCUUCAGAAACAAGAAGUGCAAAGACGGGAACGCCUAUGGGAUUGUGGCUCCGUUUGCGCGAAGACCCAGCGUACACAGUGACUUAAUGUACAUAAAGGAGAAAGCUGUAGGAGGCAGCCAGGCCAAAGAGAGAGGCUGUAUCAUAUGCUGACACUUUGUUUGCAUGUGUGCAAAAGACUUUCUGUCAGACUUUUCCAGUGCUGAAGUUGAGCCGUUCCUCAUACAGGGCACAUACACCCAAAAAAACUGUAGACUGCAGCCCCCGAGGCGACAGUGACAUAUUGUAAAGCAAACUGUGAUGAGACACUUGGGACAACAGCUCAUAGGCCUGUCCCCUGUGUAGUGAUGCUGUAAAAUCUGCCUCUACAUAAGCUUGUCAAGAAAGGCUCUUGAGAAAAAAAUGUUUACAUUUUGCUUUUUUUUUUCUCUAAACUUGGUGAAAGUUGCAUUAUUUGUUGCAUUAUGAACAAACCUGAAUGUAUAUUUAUUAU